AUGGGGAAUUGCCUGAGAGAAUGGGCUUCUUCAUUUACAGUUCUCGCCGUGAUGUGCAAUCGUCAUUCACCGCUUCACCGAGACUCUCAAUCCCUCGCUCAAUGGUUCGAUAUCAUGACCAGUAUCGGCGAUUAUGGACCGGCGCGAAUGAAAUUUCCAAAUAUUGGCAUUGAAAUUGCCUAUAAUUCAGGCGUUAUGGUUGGUACUUCGGGGAGAGUUGUUAGGCAUGGGGUAGACAGUGUGAUCGGCGAUAGAGUUAGCUGGGUGUGGUACAUGAGGGAUGAUAUUUACAAAUUUGUUGAUAUACCCCGAGGACACUAUUCCAAGUACGAGUCAAUAAUCGCUGAUGCAUUCUGUUGUAGAUAG
Suillus fuscotomentosus is the source of this 366-nucleotide messenger RNA. RefSeq lists its product as uncharacterized. The coding region runs from base 1 to 366 and encodes 121 amino acids. The record is from RefSeq and is a predicted model, not a curated record. Lineage: Eukaryota; Fungi; Basidiomycota; Agaricomycetes; Boletales; Suillaceae. The transcript has a single exon.